AUGCAAAGUGCGACACCGUCUGCGCUUAAAGUAACAUUUUAUGGUAUGGUGAUCCUAACGUUCAUCGGUAUUCUACUUUUUGCUUUUAUCGUGACAGUCGACAACAAUGAAACAAAUUUUGGUGAUGAAAGCAAGGACUUAACAAAAAGAGAACAAAGCGAUGAAAUCAAUAAGAGCACGACAAGAAAAGUCGUGAUUCUGUACUGGAGCAGAGUGUUCAGCGCUACACCGAAUGUUAAUUCAAACCCCGACGCUUGGCCGUUCUUUUAUGCUGGUAACAAUUGCCCGAUUCCAUGCGAACUUACAACGGACAAAAAACGAGUGGAAGAAGCCUCGGCGCUCGUGGUUCACGCCAGAAACACCAACGAAAUCCCACCAAAAAUUUACAAACAUUUAACUUGGAUUUUACACACGAACGAGAAUCCUAACUACACUCCAUCACUCCGUGAUCCGAACAUCAUGAAGCAGUUCAAUUAUUUCGCCAGUUACCGCUUAGAUUCGGAUUUUCCUUGUCCAGAGUUUGUAAAGCCAACGUUAGAACCACCUGUGCCGCUUGCAGAGAAGAAUGGCUUAAUUAUCGCAAUCUUCUCUAAUUGCGAACCGGUACGGACACGCUAUCUUGCAGAGCUUAUGAAAUAUAUAAAAGUGGAUUCGUAUGGAGGAUGCCUAAGGAAUAAGGAUAGCCUAGUCCGGAAAGGCAAAAUGAAUUCUAGACAUGCUGUCACAGAACUGCAAAGGAACUAUAAAUUCAGUAUAGUGUUUCCGAAUGCGGAUUGUGCUUUUUAUAUGACUGAAAAAAUCCACAGUGCUCUGUCAGCUGGCAGUGUUCCAAUAUGGCUCGGAACGGAUGGAAUUGACGAAGUGUUGCGAUGGGGUAAUCUUAAACAUUCCGUUAUUAAAGUGAAGGAUUUUAGUUCACCGAAGGCUUUAGCCGAGUAUCUAGCCAAGCUGGCUAAAAACGAAACCGAGUACAAUAAAUACUUAAAGUGGAAGUAUCAAGGUUUUCAAUUUCCAAAGGAGUACUAUAAAUCGGCGAUAGGACAGUGGUGGGACGGAUUGCCACUGUAUUGUAGGGUAUGUUUGAGGGUUUCACAGGAUCCACAAGGACGUAAAGGGUUGCCUGUUGAUAGAUGCGAUGGGCCUGAUCAGAGACGGACUAUUGAAAAGUGGUUACAAAACGCAACGUUAAAGGUUUAA
Messenger RNA from Paramuricea clavata, 1197 nucleotides. The record is from the annotation of a GenBank genome assembly. Lineage: Eukaryota; Metazoa; Cnidaria; Anthozoa; Malacalcyonacea; Plexauridae.